This is a messenger RNA of Solanum stenotomum, 882 nucleotides long. RefSeq lists its product as uncharacterized. Gene Ontology annotation, biological process: DNA integration. Bases 1 to 882 code for a protein of 293 amino acids. The transcript is spliced from 2 exons. Gene Ontology annotation, molecular function: nucleic acid binding. The record is from RefSeq and is a predicted model, not a curated record. Lineage: Eukaryota; Viridiplantae; Streptophyta; Magnoliopsida; Solanales; Solanaceae.
AUGUUCAUUGAUGGAGCAUCAAACUCUAUUGGAGUUGGAAUAAGAGCAGGCUUAAUUUCGAAAACAGGUCAGUAUUACCCAAUCUCAGCUAAGAUUAGGUUCUACUGUACCAAUAACAUGGCAGAAUAUGAAGCUUGUAUUCUCAGACUCUGGAUGUUCAUCGACAUGAACAUUAAAGAACUCUUGGUGAUAGGAAAUUCCGACUUAUUGGUUCACCAGCCAUUUGCCGCUUGGGGCAUGGAUGUUAUCGGACCUAUAGAGCCUCCCGCAUCAAAUGGACAUCGUUUCAUUCUGGUAGCUAUCGAUUAUUUCACAAAAUGGGUCGAAGCUUCAACAUAUAAGGCAGUGACUAAGAAGGUAGUGGCAGACUUUGUUCGCAACAACAUAGUUUGUCGGUUUGGAAUUCCAGAAUCAAUCAUAACAGAUAAUGCGGCCAACCUCAACAACGAUCUUAUGAAGGAAACUUGUGAAAGGUUCAAGAUUGCUCAUCGAAGAUAUAUAAUUUACCGCCCACAGAUUAAUGGGGCAGUUGAGGCUGCAAAUAAGAAUAUCAAGAAGAUUUUAAGGAAAAUAGUGGACAGUCAUAGGCAAUGGCAUGAGAAACUACCAUAUGCUUUUCUCGGUUAUCGCACCAUAAUCAGAAUGUCAAAUAGGGCAACUCUUUGUAUAUUGGUUUAUGGUUCAGAGGCACUAAUACCUACCGAGGUGGAAAUACUAUCUUUAAGGAUUAUCCAAGAGGCUGGUCUGGACGAUGCAGAAUGGAUACGUAACACGCAUGAACAAUUGAUGCUCAUCGAUGAAAAGAGGAUUGACGCGAUUUUUCAUGGACAACUCUAUCAGAACAGAAUGACCAAAACAUUCAACAAGAAAGUCAAACCUUGA